GAAAGGGGGAUUCCAAAUUGUUUCGUUGCAUUCGUUCAUCCAUUCAUCGAGUGUACCAGUAAUUUCGAUUUUAGUUCAUUCAAAAUUCAUCAAACACUUUAGGGAGAGUCCAGUCUUUAGAUUAAACUGCCACUAAACGUACAGAAUCUUCAAAAUGAACUUUAGUGCCCUUAGACUUCUCACACCGCUACUUCUGCUCGUGCAGUUUUGCACAAGUGAGAACAGAUACUGUCAAGAAGCCGUAGAGAGUGUGACGACCGUGGGAUCCUGUCCUACGACCAAAGCAGGAUGGGACGCUGCGGCACAUAGGAAGAACUGUAGCAGAAUAGCAUCCACUCAAAAGUGUUCAGAUGUUGACAAAUUUGUAUACCACUGUGUAAUCAACGGUUACAGGAACCAAACGCUUGAAGUCUGCGCACCCUUAAGAAUAAUUUUCGGACAUUGCGUAGAGUUCAAUGUUGGUGGUGGAGUAAUUCAAGAUCAGAGAUCGGCUAAAUGCAACGAUACAUUCCCUAAAUGCGAGAGCAUUUAUAACUCAGUUGAUGCCUACAAAUACCCCGACUGCUAUAAGCUCGUUUCCCUGAGCGAUACAUUAUACUCAACAACAACCAGCAGUACAAAUACUGUUGCUACAGCAGCCGCGGCAUCAACAAAAGAAACAACAACGUAUGAAUCAGACUCGGCGAAAAAUAUUGCCAUAAUUGCAGCUGUUGUUUCUGUGACUACCAUAAUUCUUAUUGUUGCCAUCAUAUUAGUUCUAUGGAAAAGACGAUGCAAAAAAAGAAGGCAGAGAGUACCUAAUGGCGAAGUACCUAAUGGCGAAGUACCUAAUGGCGUAGUACUUGGUGGAGAAGCACAAGAAGAGAUCAAUUGCACAGAAGAGGUAGGCAUGCUCCAGAGAGGAUGUGAUGCGUUGACUAUUGCCAAUAACGUAAAGGACACCGAAGAGGAACAGAACAAAUGUCAGAAGUCUGCAACAGAUACUCAGACAAAAGAUCCACCGGACUGCAAACGCACAAGGACGUAUUCCUCUUGAUAUCGGCGAUAUAGUCCUAGAGUGUGGAUGGAAUUUUUGCUCAGCGUGCCAAGAAACAAACGAUUAUGUGUAGAACAGUCGAAAGUAUACCAGUGCACAAAAACAUGUGAUUUUGAAUGUAUAUACGUGCAAUUUUUGUAGUAUUGAAGGUUGUAUAUACAUGUAUUUGAUUGUGCUUGUAAACGUAUACCAUUAUCCCCUAGGUAUGCAUGCAUUUUUUUGUACACUUGCAUGGUUGUAUAUUCAUGUAUGUGAUUGUGCUUGCCAAAUGAUCUUUCGUAGGUAUGCAAGCAAUUUAAUGGAUAUAUGUAUAGAAUAUUGUAUAUAACUUUUACGUGGCGAACUUUUUUUAUAAGUACAAUCUAUAUAUU
This is a messenger RNA of Magallana angulata, 1407 nucleotides long. RefSeq lists its product as uncharacterized. The coding region runs from base 155 to 1036 and encodes 293 amino acids. The transcript has 11 exons. The record is from RefSeq and is a predicted model, not a curated record. Lineage: Eukaryota; Metazoa; Mollusca; Bivalvia; Ostreida; Ostreidae.